This is a messenger RNA of Gilbertella persicaria, 969 nucleotides long. Its product is annotated as cation efflux family-domain-containing protein. The record is from RefSeq and is a predicted model, not a curated record. The transcript is spliced from 7 exons. The coding region runs from base 1 to 969 and encodes 322 amino acids. Gene Ontology annotation, biological process: zinc ion transmembrane transport; intracellular zinc ion homeostasis. NCBI's taxonomy places the organism in Eukaryota, Fungi, Mucoromycota, Mucoromycetes, Mucorales, Choanephoraceae. Gene Ontology annotation, cellular component: membrane. Gene Ontology annotation, molecular function: zinc ion transmembrane transporter activity.
AUGCUGUGUAUUACCGGCUUGUUCUUUCUUGCAGAAAUCAUUGUUGGUUAUUAUACUGGCUCUCUCUCUCUGGUUGCUAAAAAGACACAAUAUAACCCUAAAUACUCAUAUGGUUGGCAAAGAGCCGAAAUCCUUGGUGCACUUGUGAAUGGCGUGUUUUUGUUUGCAUUAUGUUUUACCAUUUUUAUAGACUGCAUCAAACGAUUUGUUACGCCUGAGCCCGUAACUCAACCGAUCAUGGUAUUGAUCACAGGUAGUGCAGGUCUAGUUGCAAAUUUGAUUGGCUUAUUUAUAUUUCACGAACAUGGACAUCACCAUCAUCAUCACCACCAUGAAGAUCAUGCAGGACAGGAUCCAGAGUCAAUGGAAGGUCGCAAAGGGCAUUUGAAUAUGAGAGGUAUCUUUUUACAUGUCUUAGGUGAUGCAUUGGGUAAUGUUGGAGUUAUUGCAUCGUCACUGUUUAUUUGGUUGACGGAUUACAGUUGGAGGUUUUACUUUGAUCCUGCUAUGAGUUUGUUGCUGACAAUCAUCAUCUUUUUAUCGGCAAUUCCUUUAGUCCGACAAACAUCAUUUAUCCUUUUACAAGGAGUACCUCAAAGUGUUCCAAUAGACGAUGUCAACACAUCACUUUUGAAGUUAGAAGAUGUCAUAUCUGUACAUGAAUUGCAUGUCUGGCAAUUAUCAGACACAAAGUUAAUUGCCUCACUUCAUGUCUUACUCAAAUCCCGUGAAGGAUACAUGGUAUUGGCUUCCAAGAUUCGAGAAGUUUUGCAUGGCUAUGGCGUUCAUUCAGCUACCAUUCAGCCCGAAUUUGUUGAAGAUCAAUUAGAUGAAAAGUAUGAUGGAUCCAGAAAUACACAUAUGAUUUACAGCAGUCCCAACGAGGUAAACAAAGAAGUGAUUGUUGUCUAUACUAAACCAAACAUAGGAUUCAAACAACUCGUCAUCAUGUCUUUUACGUUGUACUGA